Zasmidium cellare ATCC 36951 is the source of this 1536-nucleotide messenger RNA. RefSeq lists its product as uncharacterized. The record is from RefSeq and is a predicted model, not a curated record. Gene Ontology annotation, molecular function: carbohydrate:proton symporter activity. NCBI's taxonomy places the organism in Eukaryota, Fungi, Ascomycota, Dothideomycetes, Mycosphaerellales, Mycosphaerellaceae. The transcript has 6 exons. Gene Ontology annotation, cellular component: membrane. The coding region runs from base 1 to 1536 and encodes 511 amino acids. Gene Ontology annotation, biological process: carbohydrate transport; transmembrane transport.
AUGCACGCGACAUUCCCAGCCUGGAUACCACAGCGAUCGUCAACCGUGCGAGCAUUGUUGAUAUUGACGUCCAUCGUUACCUCUACCACAUUGGGCUACGAUGGCUCAAUGAUGAAUGGCCUGAACAUUCUGCCCUCCUAUACCGACUACUUCGCCCUCAACACGACGACCACAGCCUUGAACACGGCCAGCGUGUGGGUUGGCGGCUGUCUGUGCAUUGUGUACUCCAGAGUUCCUGACUGGAUUGGCCGGAAAUGGGCGUUGUUCUAUGGCGCGGUGAUCACUAUCAUUGGCGUCAUUCUCCAAGCGGCUGCCCAGAACGUAGGCAUGUUUGUCUUUGCGAGAUUUCUGACCGGCUUCGGGACGGGAGCCACUGCCAUUGCGGUACCCGUGUAUCUUUCAGAAACACUUCCAGUGAAUUACCGAGCCUGGGGACUUGGACUGGUGUAUGACGCCUGGUACAUCGGCGGCCUCAUUGCUUCUGGGACAACAUAUGGCACGGCAAACUUCCAAUCGACGUGGGCAUGGCGGCUGCCAUCCUUGCUGCAAGGAGUCUUCAGUGUUCUUUGCAUCGUCAUGCUGUUCCUGACGCCCGAAAGUCCUCGCUGGUUGCAGAGCAAAGGCAGGACAGAUGAGGCAGUCGUUGCACUGGCCCAGACACAUUCGAACGGGGUCGUCUCAGACCCGGCAGUCCAGCAUCACCUUCGUGAGAUCAUCGAGACCUUGGAAUUUGAGAAGUUUCACAAGCCUCUCGCCAUCAAGGCUGUGGUCAGCGAUCCAAGUAGUCGGAAGCGUAUUUUCCUCGCCGGCACAGUCGCUGUCUGCACCAUGCUGAGCGGGAAUAACAUUGUCUCCUAUUACUUGGGAACUAUGCUCGACCAGGCCGGCAUCACGGACUCGACAACUCAACUCGAGAUCAAUGUCAUCCUGAAUGCCUGGUGCCUUUGCGUUGCCAUCGGGGGCACAUUCUUGUGUGAUAGAAUGGGCCGCAAGUCGAUGGCGAUCCUGUCGACUCUGCUCUGCGCCAUCAUGAUCUUCAUCGUAGGAGCACUCACCAAACUGUAUGGCACAUCGACAUACACGCCUGGAGUUUACGGCACAGUUGCCGCCAUAUUCCUCUUCCAAGGCAGCUACAGCGUAGGCUGGACUCCACUAUCUGUGCUCUACCCGCCAGAAGUGUUGAACUACAACAUUCGGAGUGUUGGCAUGGGUAUCUAUACCUUCCUUGCCAAUGGAUCCGGCUUACUGGUCACCUUUGCAUUCCCGUUCGCUCUGGAUGAUAUUGGCUGGAAGACGUAUAUGAUCAACGGAGUAUGGGACUUUGUGCAGAUUGCAGUCGUGUUUUGGACUUGGGUCGAAACGAAGGGCCGGACCUUGGAGCAAAUUGACGAGAGUCUGGAUGGUCAGAAGGUCGAAGUCAUGCAUGGCCUGGAUCCAGAGAGCCUUGGGGGAAAAUCUGGUGUUGGUGGAUGGGAGAGUGAUGAAGGGAAGAAGAGCAAGUCAGGAGGUGUCGCUGAGGUCACUGCCGUCGGUUGA